This is a messenger RNA of Striga asiatica, 1536 nucleotides long. NCBI's taxonomy places the organism in Eukaryota, Viridiplantae, Streptophyta, Magnoliopsida, Lamiales, Orobanchaceae. The record is from the annotation of a GenBank genome assembly.
AUGUCCACCUCCCAUCCCUACCAAGAUCACCCAAGCUCCAAUCCAAUCGCGGAUGAGCACCGUUGGAUCAUCCACAUCCGUCGUUCAUUAGACGAAGAUAUUGACAACGAACCCGACAGUCCAGUUUCAAUUUUCAGUGUGCCCAAAGCCCUUCUCUUAACCAACCCUGAAUCCUACAUACCGCAGCAAAUAUCACUAGGCCCGUAUCACCAUACCCGGCCCGAACUCUACGAUAUGCAACGUUGCAAGCUUUCCGCAGCCAAAAGAUUCCAAAGACGCGUCCACGGACUCAAAUUCCACAACAUCGUCGACCACUUAAUCCCAUACGAACCGAAACUACGUGCAUUUUAUCAAAAGUACUUAAACUUCAAUGGCGAGACGCUGACAUGGAUGAUGGCCAUCGACUCGUGCUUCUUAUUGGAGUUUCUCGAGGCUUUUGCGAGAAAAAUGCCGUCGAGAACAUUGUGGUUGAGAGAUAUUACGGGUCGUAAAUCGGGCCACGACGCAAUCGUGAGGGACAUUCUCAUGCUCGAAAACCAAGUCCCACUUUCUUUAUUAAAGAAAAUAAUGGCAUUUCAAUCCGCAACUUCAGCUGUCGCGCUUCAUUCAAUCCUGACGGAUUUUUUCAACGCGAUUUCGCCUUUCGAGUUGGUCGUCAUGCCUGAUCUUGACCAAUUGGAAAGAUGUACCCAUUUGCUCGACCUUUUGUACCACUCGAUCGUUCCUGAAAUCGAGGAUGAUGAUGAGGAGGAGUAUGUGAAUGAAGAAGGUGAGAAGAGAAGCAUUAUCAAGAGGUUGGUGUUUUCGAACCCGGUUAGAUUAAUUCUCACAUUUCCGUUUAAAGUUAUAUCCAAUCUCCCGGGAGUGAUUUUGAUGAGACACGUAUUGGAACAUGUAUACGAGAAGGAAGAACAUGCCAACGGAGAGAAUAAUUAUAAUAAUAAUAAUAAUAAUAAUAAUAAUAAGGAGAAGAAAGACGCGGAUUUGCUAAUUGAGGAAAUCCGUAUCCCGUCAGUGAGUGAGCUGGCGAGUGCGGGAAUAAAGUUUGAGGCAAGCAAGAGGGGUAUUUUAGGAAUUGGGUUCGACUCGGGGACAGGGACUCUGAGGCUGGCAAGUGUACGGCUGGAUGUGAAUUCGGGAGUUGUGUUGCGGAAUUUAGUGGCUUACGAGGCGUGUGGUGUUUGCGGGGGCAAACUUGUACUUGCACGCUAUUUUGAGCUCAUGAAUGGGAUUGUGGAUGGGCCGGAAGACGCGCGUUUGUUAAGGGAGAGUGGGAUUGUGUUCAGCUAUUUGAGGUGCGAUGGUGACGUGGCGGAUUUGUGGAAUGGGAUGAGUGCCUCGGUGAGAAUGACCAAAGUGCCCUUCUUGGAUAGGGUUAUUCAGGAUGUUAACCGAUACUAUGAGGGAAGCUGGAGGGUGAAGAUGAGGAAGGGGUUUUCGUGGCGCCGACUGGCUUUGGUUUGCCUGCUGCUGUUUAUCGGCCUGCAGGGGUUUUACUCGCUUUUUCCUAUGUUUUAUAUGAGACGUCGUUUGUGA